UCUGAAAGGAGCCUCAGGGAUUCAACUCGCCUCAGGAAACUGAUCAAAGAGCUCGACACUAUAAGGUGAGCAGAACCUGUUAAAUCAAAAUCUGCAUAUUAUAUCAUAGUCAAGAUCCAAAUUUAUGAUCAGUAGUACUGAGGCGUGAGUAUGAAUUGCUGUUAAAUUGAUGAAAAAUUAUCCGAUAACCAAAGGCAUUGCGUAAUGAUAUCUGUGUAAAUAUAUUGUCAAAUCUUAUCCAUAUAGUCUGGCAAUAGUAGAUGUUGAAAUCUGUGUUACAGUGAGGGAUUUGAUGACAUAUAUAUUGUCAAAUCUUAUCCAUAUAGCCUGGCACUAGUCGAUGUGGCGAUCGGCCAGGUGUAACAGUGAGGGAAUUUGAUGACAUAAUGAAUUGCGAAAUGUGAUAUAUUGUCAAAUCUUAUCCAUAUAGCCUGGCACUAGUCGAUGUGGCGAUCGGCCAGGUGUAACAGUGAGGGAAUUUGAUGACUUAGUGAAAUGAAAUGUGUAUGUGAUGAUGAAAUGUUUUGUUAAUUGAUAGAGAAGUGUAACCAAGACUGGGACUAGUGGAGUCGGCAUCCCACUAGGAGAAUCAGUUAAUAAGUUUAAAAAAUUGGACUAGGAGUGAAGGAAUUAAACCUGAUCUCUCCAGAUUAAUGUCACUGAUUGACCGUUUCAUGAGACCGAGUAAUACUGACCACUGAUUCUAAAUUUGACCGCCGAGUCAAAAGUGGGGCGGGGUGGUGCGGCCGCCGUGCUGUGUAACGAAUUGAUUUUUGUCCCCUUUGUGCUGUUGGUGUUGCCUAGAAUUAAUUCGACAAAUAUUAUAGAAGAUAUCUGAAUGCAUUGUCAUUGACCCAAAAGUAGGCGUUAGGGACACUAACAUUUGGCCAGGCAGUAGAAAUGUGUGAAGUUGUAAAAUUACUCUAAUAAACUACCCUAGACGCAUAAUUAUCUCGCGAAUAUCCCUUUUCGAUAUUAUAGUAUAGUAAUUCUACAAAACUCUUUGUGCACGAGGGUGAGGCACAGGAGAUAAGUCUGUGUUGGCACCAGGAAUACAUCGCUAGGAAUACAUCAUAGUGCAUCGUCAAUAUGGCCUCAAUUACCGUUCCCAAACUCAAAUUCAACAAAUACUUAGAUCAGAGAAUACAGGAAAGGGCAGGAGGAAAACAGGAGUAUAAAUAAAAAAUAAAGAUAUGGGGGGGAAUUAGACUGAGAUGGACACAGGCAGGUUACAUUAGUGGAGUUGCCCCGUCAAGGGAGCAACUCAGCACUAUGGAGAGAGAAUUAGAGGAAGCAAUAAAACACAGUAAAGUGAGUGAGGCAGAAAGGAACAAGAGCCAUUUAUUCAAGAAGGAAGGAACAAAAGAGAGGGAGAGAGCGGAGGCUGAGCUGAGAAUAGGCACCUGGGCAACAGAGGAGACAAAAAGGGCACGCCCACACAAGAAACCUGAUAUGAUGGGGGUGCUUGCUGGGGCCUCAGCUGACGUCACAGAAGGCACAAUCAACAACCACAACACACCACCGCCCACCGGGACCACCCCAUCGGCCCCGCUCUCUCUAUACCCGCCACUGCCACAGGAAGAGAAAACUACAGCGCCACCUCCCUAUUUACAAAAUCCAUUCACACACCUCCCACACAACCCGUUUAAAACCCACGCCACCCCAGUCGCCGUGCAGGCCCCGGUUUUUGUGGUGCAGGGAGGACAGCUAAAAGGGGACAUGACUGUGUGAAUUCAAGAAGGCCUCCUCGUUUGUGAAGAAAGGCCCGAUUGCUCAAGCCCCGCAGCACUACAAGGCCCAGGUGGGUCCCUGCCGAGCUACCCACAAAGAAGGGAAGGUGGAUCUCAACCGGGCCUCCCAAAGAGAGAAGGCCACGAUCUUAUUCAGUUCUCCUCUACUCCGAACACAGACUGGUACGGACGCAGAGAUAAAGAAGAUGAUCAAGGGUCGUGGGUGUCACAAGGAAAAUGUUCCGUCGGGGCUUCAUCAAGAGGUCACCACAGUGAAGAUGAUGCAAGCGAAAGGAGACCUGGACGAGAUGAGGAGGAAAUGGAACGGGACAUCCGGAACUCCAUAGCUCAAGCCAGAACUAUGAUAGACGAAGCUGAACGUGGAGGGGGCUCAUUCCAUGUGGAAGGGGUAAUGGUAGGAACAGUGACGGACCUGAUCGAACCUGUCAGACAGUCCGUAAAGGCUCUCAGAACUAAGAAGCAGGGGAGUCUCAUCCAGAGCAGACUGGGAUCCCCAACAUGGAGAGACAAGGAGGACAGGCCUCCAAAUGCCGUUAAGGCCCACUCCUGAUGGAGAAUACGAAAAGUACCAACCCUGGAAAAUGACAGACCUCACCACUUUAAUGGAACAGUUGCCCAGUCUACAUGGGGGUGCCUCGGCAUGGCUCCUCCAACUACAGACACUUACCUCUGGCCUACGCCUCUGCCUGGGAGACAUGAAGGCCCUGUUGGCUAGGGCUACAGACCAUACCACCAUGAUGGCUCUCAUGAGAGACGCAGAUCUGGCCACGGGCCCAGCUGCACUAGGUCUAGAACGAUUCCGAACUCAGCUAUGGGCUGAGUUGAGAAGAGCAUAUCCUACGGAAAGGAACCAUGCCACCCUUACCUCCUUUACCAUGGAACAUGGUGAACAACCCGCUGCCUACCUGGAUAGAGCAAAGACAACAUGGAGGUCGGUGCAUGAGGAGCCAUUCGAUCACACCGACACCACUCUAGCGAUGUGGAAAGAGAUGGUGGUAAAUGGAUGUCCUACUGAAGUGAAAGCACAGUUGAGGGGCACAGUGGGCCUCAUCUCCCUCCCUCUGACCCAGUUCAACACACACAUCCAUCAUCACGUUGCUCAACAUCACAAGGAUAAAGGGGGAGCUGAAUCCCAGGUGCAAAAGCUCCAGGUUGAGCUCUUGAAGUUGCAGCUGAAGGACGCGCAGAGGGGAGACAAACCAAAGAAACAGAUGGUGGCCGAGGCAACUACAGACAUUGUUGAUAUAGUCACUAAAACAGUCACCCAGAUGAUGCAGCAACAAACUGUCCAGCAGACCUCCACACCUGCUCCUGGCCCUGCGCACUUAACGCCAAUGCCAAUGGCACUACAAGGGGGACCACAGGUGGCAUUCCAGCCUCAAUGGAUUCCAGGACUGCCUAGAGGGGGAGUUUGCUACAACUGUAGGACACCCGGUCACUACUCCAGGGACUGCCCAUAUCCACUGUCUCAACCUCAGCACCCACCCAGGGGAGGAAGGCCCUUCUACGGUCCACCUAGAGGGAGGGGUGGCUACAGGCCAUCCCCUCAGCCACAACCACAGCCGCAAUCAAGAACUCAGAGUGAACAACCUGCAUACAACCACCCAGUGCCAUUUGCCUCCUACCCACCACAGCAGGCGCCGUUCCAGGGUAUGUCAGGAGAAUACCCCCCUUGGCAAUGAAGCUGCCCACCAUCACCACGAGAGAAGGAACUGACCUCUCGACGGCUGCCUCUCUCACCUCCCCUGACUACUCCAAGAGUUUCCAUUUGGAUGUUUCUGAAAAGGAGGGGUUCACGGUCUCUGUCCUUUUUCAGAAACAAGAGGGGGAGUGCAGGGUGCUGCUGUACCACUUCUCCAAGUUAGAUCACAUUGAAAUGGGCCAAGCAACAUGCUCCAGUUACGUUGCUGCAGUAGCAAAAGCUAUUGAAAAAACAGCUCACCUCGUGAUGUCACCUUUCAAUCAGGCAACAUCCUUCAACCAGCACCUGCCCAAUUAGCUGAAAUCAUCGGAUUGACGCAGGCCCUCAUCAGAGGAAAAGGAAAGACUGUGAAUAUCUAUACAGACUCAGCCUAUGCCCAUGGAGUAGUCCACACUGAUGGACCCAGAACUUUUACGAGAAGCACAUAGCCACACACACGAAGGCAAACUAAAGACCCUGCAAAGGGUCUCGCACAUCUGGUGGCACCCUCACAUAAAAAUAUGACUGACUUAUUUCAUGACAAUGAUUUAUUUUCUGACGAGUGCAGCAUUUGUGGUAGCUACAAUCCUAAGAAACCCUAUCAGACACCCAUGGGCUCAUACCCAGUACCCAAUGCAUGUUUUCAGGACAUUAGCAUAGAUUACACAGACAUGGGGGCGGAUAAUGUGAUUAAUGGGAAACGAUACCUAUUAGUGAUGGUGGAUAGGUUUUCCAACGGCGAGAGAGGAUGCGAAAUCAGUCAUUAAAUUUGGGUCUGUUUAUAGGCCACAAUCACAAGGUCUCGUGGAAACGCGCAGGUCAAACGCUUAAAAUUCAAAAUAGCUAAAAUAUGUGCCGGGGUCGAAGUUGAAAUGGGUCAAAGCCCUGCCCCUGACGUUGAUGGCCAUGGCACCCUCACCAGGGUCAGGGACCCAUCUCUCUCCUCAUGAGAUAAUGACUGGAAGAGUCAUGCCUGGCCCACCAAGGGAGGGAGGUCAUAUGCCCGCCCUUGAUAUGCAACAAAUUGUAAUGUCUGACUAUGUGAGAGAACUAACAAAACUUUCUGCAGCUCUCUCUGUUCAGAUUCGCAAGGUCCAGGAGAGAGAACUGCCGGAAGAUCCAGCACCACUGAAGGUAAAAAUUGGAGACUGAGUGAGGGUCAAAGUCCACAAGAGAAAGUGGCUGGAACCCAGGUGGGCUGGGCCGUACGAAGUGAAGGAGGUUACUUCACACUCAGUCCAGGUCAAAGGCCCAUCCCUCCCCCCCCUGGGUCAUCGAUGGCCAGCCGGCGUAUACGCUUGUGAAGCAGAGGAGACCCCGAGGAUUCCCUCCUGGACCGUCACCUAUCCCUGUCAUAGGGAACAUUAUGUCUCUAGCAACAGAACCGCACGUCUUUAUGAAGAAACAGAGUGAAAUCCAUGGGCAGAUUUUCAGUCUUGAUUUGGGAGGCUACUCAGCAGUGGUUCUGAAUGGAUAUGAUGCCAUCAGAGAAUGCCUGUACCACCAGGGUGAUGUCUUUUCUGACCGGCCAUCGCUGCCUUUAUUUAUGAAAAUGACAAAAAUGGGAGGACUUCUGAAUGCUAAAUUUGGCAAUGGAUGGAUUGAACAUCGUCAACUGGCCAGCAACUCCUUUCGUUACUUUGGCAGUUUUCAAAAGCCCCUCGACCAGAAGAUCCUGGAAGAGUGCAUGUUUUUUGUGGAUGCCAUCGACGAACACAAAGGGAAACCCUUUAACCCAAAGCACCUGGUGACCAAUGCUGUGUCCAACAUCACCAACCUCAUCAUCUUCGGCGAGCGUUUCACGUACGACAACUGUGACUUCCAGCACAUGAUUGAGAUCUUCAGUGAGAAUGUGGAGCUGGCCGUCAGUGGCUGGGCCUUCCUUUACAACGCCUUCCCAUGGAUCGAGUACCUCCCCUUCGGAAAGCACCAGAAGCUGUUCCGCAACGCAGCCAAGGUCUAUAACUUCCUGGAGCAGCUCAUCAGGCGCUUCUCGGAGGGCAGAGUGUGCAACUUCCCGCGCCACUACAUCGAUGACUACCUGAACAAGUUGGACAAGAGUGCUGGCGACUUGGGCACCCCGUAUUCCAGGGAGAACCUAAUCUACUCUGUGGGCGAGCUCAUCAUUGCGGGCACGGAGACCACCACCAACACCCUACGCUGGGCUAUGCUCUACAUGGCCCUCUACCCCAACAUUCAAGAGAAGGUGCAUACGGAGCUGGACAGUGUGCUGGGAAGUGAGAAGUCCCCCUCGCUGGCGGACAAAAAGAGGAUGCCCUAUGUGGAAGCGGUGCUACAUGAGGUCCUGCGCUUCUGUAACAUCGUGCCCCUGGGCAUCUUCCGCGCCACCACUCAGGACACACUGGUGAGCGGCUACAACAUCCCCAAAGGCACCAUGGUCAUCACCAACCUGUACUCUGUGCACUUUGAUGAGAAGUACUGGUGCGACCCUGGAACCUUCUCACCACAUCGCUUCCUGGACAGCAAUGGAAACUUUGUCCGACGGGAAGCUUUCCUACCCUUCUCUCUGGGGAAGCGUCACUGUUUGGGCGAGCAUCUGGCCAGGAUGGAGAUGUUCCUGUUCUUCACCACCAUGCUGCAGCGCUUCCACCUGCAGUUCCCCCCCGGCACAGUGCCAAGCCUCACCCCCAAACUGGGCAUGACACUGCAGCCGCUGCCUUACUCCAUCUGCGCCGUCCGCAGGCAGCAGUGACAGAUUCUCAGAAGGCACAGCCCGAAGGGGUGGGGGGGUUGGGGGUUUAGUCAGAACAGAACAGGGGUCUAGAGCUUGGACUCAUACCCUGUGUUUUACACAGAACUGCUAGAAUUCUAAACAUCAGCCGAUGGUUGUUUCUGAGAAAUUGCAUGUUUGCACUGCACCAUUUGCAAAAUCACAGGAUCACCAGAAAUGUUACUGGCGAGAUCCUGAAUUAUCAGGUGGAACUUCUCAGUAAGUUUAAUCGAGAAGAUAAGAAGUGUGAAUAUUUAAACAAUACAUGCAAACAUAUACUAUGAAUUAACCUUGAAUUAGAAUUUACUUUUUAUGUGUCCUUAUAAUCAAAUGUCUCAUCUUCCCUGCGGGAUUACAUCAAUGAUUGACAGGAUGGACCUCUAUGAUGGUUCACAGCCCUGUCUUCUCUCUCACAGCCUGCCUAGAUGAGAAAUGGGAACAUUACCCACUGGGCACACACUGGUUGAAUCAUUGUUGUUUCCAUGUCAUUUCAAUGAAAUUACAUUGAACCUACGUGGAAUAGACAUUGAAUUGAUGUCUGUUCCCAGUGGGUAGUUUCAGCUGUUUCUACAGCACAGUGAAACAAAGUAGACUAGCAGCCAGCUUUUCCUAGAAGGCUCUGGACAUGGUGUUUAGUCUGGAUCAGUGCCAUAUCAAGCAGUCUAAACUAACAAUGAACCCGAUCUCUAGGGAUUCUUCCAUGGAAAAGCCUUCUCUCAGAAAGCUACUGCAAUAUCUGUUGAAAAUGUCGUUUUGGUACUCCACUUACCUUUUUUACAAUGUUUAUGGUGUGCCUUUCCUAAGACAAAUUCAAGUUACAUAUGUUUUAUGCCGCUUGUUAUUUUUCUUCAACAUGCUGACAGUAUUUCUCUCAAUAGGUUAUAGGAAACAUUUCUGGAGAGAAAACAUAGACCUAUCUAAACUACAGUACAGGACUAGUCAGACAUGGACUUUUGCAGUGAGCCGGCAGAAUGUGUCCAGACUGGGUCAUCCAGGGAUACACAGACACUAUAAAUAAUCUUCAUGUGGUUGGAGCUGAGCCUGGGGGGGCGUCACCCAUUUCCUUAAGUGACCUCUCACUUCUAAGUGACCUCUCACUUCUACUCAAAAGACCAAAGGGCUAGAAAAAAACAUCCAAUGCUGUGUUGUGCAAACAUCAGACUUACUGGGUAAUAUUUCAUAUUGAUGUAAUGUCUCUGGCUAUUUUUGGCACCCAGCAUACCUCUAACUACUAACUGCACUUCUCAGAAAGUUAUGCUGAGGUAGACAGACUGCCAAUUUGCCUGGAUGAGCACCUUGUUUGUGUGCAUUGAAACUGUAACAUUGCAGUCAUUUCAGCAAACAUCCGUGUUCCAACUGUGGUUGUUGGCAGGAGGAUCUAAACACUUUAAGGACAAAGUUAUAGUACAGUUACAUUCAAGGGGAUUUUUACGCCACACACACACAGUUACAAUUAAGUGUGUGUGUGUAUGUAUCAAUAAAAUUAUUUGAGAGAACAGUUCUUUUAGGGAUGGUGUUUUAUGACAGCUAUAAAUAACACAAAUCAUUUCCCCACAAUUUUGAUAUGGUUGAACAGUUACAACAGACAUACAAUAUCUCAAUGCUACAUAAGGGUAACGGCCAUUCAUAGAGACUUUUAUGACAAGAACAUUAGAGGACACUGUGGUUCGUGAGACUGCACAGUGACAAGCCAACAAACAAACCUUUACAACAUAAUGAGCCAUACAAUGUGGGGGGAGGUGGCAGAGGCAUCACAAUUCACCAUCAGAACUUAAGAGAUGCAGUGGAGCUCAACCCGAACGGACUUGAAGGGCCACGGUUAGGAGUCGUGAGCUCUCCUCCACAACACCUGGGCUGGGCUUCACCAUCAGAACUUAAGAGAUGCAGUGGAGCUCAACCCGAACGGACUGAAGGGCCACGGUUAGGAGUCGUGAGCUCUCCUCCACAACACCUGGGCUGGGCUUCACCAUCAGAACUUAAGAGAUGCAGUGGAGCUCAACCCGAACGGACUGAAGGGCCACCGUUAGGAGUCGUGAGCUCUCCUCCACAACACCUGGGCUGGGCUUCACCAUCAGAACUUAAGAGAUGCAGUGGAGCUCAACCCGAACAGACUGAAGGGCCACGGUUAGGAGUCGUGAGCUCUCCUCCACAACACCUGGGCUGGGCUUCACCAUCAGAACUUAAGAGAUGCAGUGGAGCUCAACCCGAACGGACUGAAGGGCCACGGUUAGGAGUCGUGAGCUCUCCUCCACAACACCUGGGCUGGGCUUCACCAUCAGAACUUAAGAGAUGCAGUGGAGCUCAACCCGAACGGACUGAAGGGCCACCGUUAGGAGUCGUGAGCUCUCCUCCACAACACCUGGGCUGGGCUUCACCAUCAGAACUUAAGAUAUGCAGUGGAGCUCAACCCGAACGGACUGAAGGGCCACGGUUAGGAGUCGUGAGCUCUCCUCCACAACACCUGGGCUGGGCUUCACCAGCAUCACUUUGAGCCUGCUGUGGGACAUGGAGCUCAGAGAGACCUCUGGGUCCAACCAUAGCAAGCCCAGUGUAUGAGAGCCCAGAGGUUGGGCAGUGAGCAGGGACAGUUUGGCACUGGUUGGGUGGAUGGGUGGACUGAGUAGACAACACAAGAGUUGAGAGAGAAAGUGGUUAUGAUAAGGAGCAGGGAGAUGCUGAACCCAAAAGAAAAACACCAAACCCCACAGUUCAACAUCUGUAGUAUCAGAUAAAAACUCGGGAAACAGGAUGAGAAUUACAGGGUCUCUGUACAAUAUGUCAGCUGUGUGUAGAAAACAGAUGCAUUCUGUUGAUUCAUUCAAAAAUAUAAUAUAUUUAUACACUAUAUUUAUAUGCAGAUAUUAUUUGUUUGUGCAGAGGCUAAACACUUGUUUGGUAGUAAAAUGUGGACAUUUAUAUAUAUAUUUUUUGUCUUUAAAUAUACUAGCUUGAAUUA
Messenger RNA from Oncorhynchus nerka (sockeye salmon), 9119 nucleotides. RefSeq names its product vitamin D 25-hydroxylase-like. Bases 4799 to 6145 code for a protein of 448 amino acids. Lineage: Eukaryota; Metazoa; Chordata; Actinopteri; Salmoniformes; Salmonidae. Gene Ontology annotation, cellular component: cytoplasm; intracellular membrane-bounded organelle. The transcript is spliced from 7 exons. Gene Ontology annotation, molecular function: oxidoreductase activity, acting on paired donors, with incorporation or reduction of molecular oxygen, reduced flavin or flavoprotein as one donor, and incorporation of one atom of oxygen; iron ion binding; heme binding. The record is from RefSeq and is a predicted model, not a curated record. Gene Ontology annotation, biological process: xenobiotic metabolic process.